This is a messenger RNA of Colletotrichum karsti, 1725 nucleotides long. Its product is annotated as ff domain protein. Gene Ontology annotation, cellular component: nucleus. The record is from RefSeq and is a predicted model, not a curated record. Gene Ontology annotation, molecular function: transcription coregulator activity; RNA polymerase binding. NCBI's taxonomy places the organism in Eukaryota, Fungi, Ascomycota, Sordariomycetes, Glomerellales, Glomerellaceae. The transcript has a single exon. Bases 1 to 1725 code for a protein of 574 amino acids.
AUGCUCCGGUCAACGUACAAGCCCUCCGCGAACGCGCCGGUGGCGCCGCCGCCUCUUCUUCCCGGAUGGACGGAGCACACGGCGCCGACAGGGCACAAGUACUACUACAACGCCGAGACGAAAGAAUCGACAUACACCAGACCCGGCGCGCCUGAUGCCGCCGCCGCCGCUCAAUCGCCCGCAGUACCGUCGGCCUCAGCCAGCUUCUUCCAAUACCAGACGAUUCCUCAACUCUCCGAUCCGAACGUCGCGAACGCGUACCUGGCGCAGUACAAUGCGCAAAAUCAGCCACCCGCCGCGCAGCGAGGCGGGUUCGGUCAUGGAGGCAGGGGUGGUCGGGACGGUGGUCGUCCACGUCCGGAGCCUAUAGACAAGCCCAAGUCAAAGACUGCCAUCCCCGGCCAUGAGCCAUGGAUUCUCGUCGAAACCAAAUACAGCCGGCGCUUCGUCUACAAUCCUGUCAAGAAUGCCAGCUACUGGCGCAUCCCCGAAAAGCUCAUGCCGGGCAUUCUGGAGCUCGACAAGGCCAGGAUACGGGAAAAGGCAGGCAUCCAAGACGGUGCGUCUGAGAGCAAAGACGCGACCCCCACGACGCAGCCGAAGCCUUCCCGUAAUGUUAGCGAGGCCGCGCCCCAGGACGACAAUGACGACAGCUCGGAGUACGAGGAAGUCGAGGUCACAGACGACGAGGCGGAAGGCGAGGAUGGAGAGGACGGUCACCACUCGAAGCGACAACGCACAGAAGAUCCGGCCGAUGACGCACCGGUGGAGUUCAGCGAGGCUGAUAUUGCCUUCCAAUUACAAGCAAUGGGCGAGGCGUACGGACUCGACCCUGGGGAGUAUGACGACGGAAAUAUGGACGAAUGGCCCGAGGGUGCAGAGGGCGUGGAGUUCUCCCAGGAUGAUGCCGUUGCACUUUUCAGGGACCUUCUGGACGACUUCAACAUCAACCCAUACAACACGUGGGAAAAGCUUAUCGAGGACGGGCACAUCAUCGAGGACCCGAGAUACACAAUCCUCAACACCAUGAAAGCAAGGAAAGAGGCAUGGCAGGAGUGGUCCAAGGACAAGAUCAGAGAGAUCAAAGAGCUGCGGGCAAAGGAAGAGAAGAAGGACCCUCGGAUACCGUACAUGACGCUACUGCAGGAGAAGGCAUCGCCCAAGCUCUACUGGCAGGAGUUCAAGAGGAAAUUUCGCAAAGAACCGGCCAUGACGGACCCUUACGUCAAGGACAAGGACCGCGAGAAGUGGUACCGGGAGCACAUCAAUCGUCUCAAGAUGCCCCAACAAACUCUCAAGACUGACCUCGCUGCGCUUCUCAAGUCACUGCCACUCCCUGCGCUCAACAACAAGACGAAUCUGUCGCGCCUGCCGCCGCAGCUGCUUGUUGACAUCAGAUACAUCUCUUUACCGCCGCAGGUCAGGGAUCCUCUGAUUGAGGCGUACAUCCAGACUCUAGGCCCACCACCGGAAGGCGAAGCGACAGCGGAAGAGGAUGAGGCCACGCGAAAGGCUAAGGAAGCCAGGGACAGGAGAGAAAAGGCACUGCAGGAGCAUGAGGAAAAGGUCGCAGAGCAGAAGCGCAAGCAGCAACGGAGUCUAGAGAUGGGCAAGGCCCGGCUGCGGGAGGAGGAGCGCGAGAUUGAACGGGCGAUGCAGGUUGGCAAACGUGGUCUACAGAGCCAACUUGCGAGCGUUCAGCGGAACGAUGCCGAUGCAUCAUAG